Messenger RNA from Talaromyces amestolkiae, 1083 nucleotides. RefSeq lists its product as uncharacterized. Bases 1 to 1083 code for a protein of 360 amino acids. Gene Ontology annotation, cellular component: membrane. The transcript has 2 exons. NCBI's taxonomy places the organism in Eukaryota, Fungi, Ascomycota, Eurotiomycetes, Eurotiales, Trichocomaceae. The record is from RefSeq and is a predicted model, not a curated record.
AUGGCGCUCCCUCUACCUCCAAUCCUUUCCCCCCAGGAGGCCGCUCAAUACGGCCGGACCCUCGCACCAUACGUGUUCUCGUCGCAAAUCCUCGAACUACCGUCGCGCGUCAUUGACGCCGCCAACAGCACAGAUGUCUUACACAGCUUCCAAGAGCUCUACCUAGGGACAAACCCGAUGUUGACUGCGAUCGCAUUUGCGCUCGCUCUCUGCCCCUUUUUUGUUCUUGCCGCUGAGAUUCGCAACAAUUACUCGCAGGUGGAUUGUUGGUGGCCGAUUUUGCCUUCGAUUUACAACCUGCAUUUCUAUGCAUGGGCGUAUGGAAAUGGAUUGCCGACUGAUCGGCUGCAAACCGUUGGAGUGAUUAGUGUUUUGUGGACUGUCCGCUUGACAUACAACUACUGGCGCAAAGGCGGGUACAGCUGGGGCGCCGAAGACUACCGGUGGCCCAUACUGCGCGAGCAAGUCAACAAUCGCUUCCUCUUCUUCUUGUUCGACGUCACAUUCAUCGCGCUCACCCAAUCGCUAUUAUUGUGUGCUGUUACCGCGCCGACUUACCUCUUCACUCUGCUCGCCCAAUUGCCCAAGACCGGCUCAACAUUCGAUGUCGCGGAUCUCGUAUUUUCGCGCCUUUUGUUCUUCUACAUCUUGAUCGAGAUCGUUGCAGACGAGCAACAAUGGCGCUAUCAGCAGGCUAAGUAUAAAUACCGCGACACCGGCAUCGUCACCGAGGGAUACGACAAGGAGGACCUCGAGCGCGGUUUCGUCGUCUCUGGUCUAUGGUCGUAUAGCCGUCACCCCAAUUUCGCCGCUGAACAGGCCAUCUGGCUUACUUUAUACAUUUGGUCGGCAUACAAGACCGAAACGUACGUCAACUGGGCUGGUGUCGGUGCGCUGGGCUAUCUGGCGCUGUUUCAGGGUAGUACCUGGUUGACAGAGAAGUUGAGUGCUGGGAAAUACCCUGAGUAUGCGGAGUAUCAGGCUCGUGUCGGGAGAUUCAUUCCGCGGUGGUCUGUGAAUGCGAAGGGGCAGAAGAAGGCCAAUGCGGAGGCUAAGAAGAUUGAGGGAAAGAAGAAGGAGUAA